Catharus ustulatus (Swainson's thrush) is the source of this 10435-nucleotide messenger RNA. RefSeq names its product nitric oxide synthase 2 (gene NOS2). The record is from RefSeq and is a predicted model, not a curated record. The transcript is spliced from 29 exons. Gene Ontology annotation, molecular function: FMN binding; flavin adenine dinucleotide binding; nitric-oxide synthase activity. Lineage: Eukaryota; Metazoa; Chordata; Aves; Passeriformes; Turdidae. The coding region runs from base 6097 to 9540 and encodes 1147 amino acids. Gene Ontology annotation, biological process: nitric oxide biosynthetic process.
UGGAGCUGGAAGGUACAGCCAUGGCAUGUCUGCAGCUCCAGAUGUCUGAGGUGCCAGCUGGGAUGUGGGAGCAUCAGACCAAAGGUUUCAGAUGACUACAACGAAAGCAAUCAUCAUAAAAACAAGGUGAGGCAAGAACGUGUUUUUGACCAAAAAAGUUUCUAUUUCUUUCCCUUAAGUAACGUGGACAGUCUGCAUCAGCAGCUCUUGCUUUGGAGGCUGUGCUCCAAAUACCCCUCGCUGUAAGAGUUGGGUGAGACAUUUACACUGAAUGAAGUAGUUGUUUUGCAUCUUAUCCUUUCAGAAAUGGAGACACAAAUUGUUAUGGCUAAUAAUAGCACCUGCUAAUUAAUCUGUAACAAUCCUUUGAUGUGUGUGCUAGGACUGUUGAUUAUAGAUUAACCCCUGUGACUUAACCCGCUCCAUAAAGCCACCCAUCACUUUCUAAAACCUGACCCUGUCAACACAUAUUCCUCCAUAUCUCUUUUUGUAUUUUCAGUAAGUGACUUUUCAAACUCCCAAGUGGAGUCCCCCAUUCCAAAUGUAGCUUCAAAGACCAUCCUCACUGUGGUCAACAGUUGUCUCAAUCAGCAGUGGGUUUGCUCACUGAAUGAAAACCAAGGUAAAUAGUAUGUCCCUAGCCUGGAAUUCCUAUAGAAGGAGAGUGAAGGAAAAGAAACUCCACUGGAGUAUCUGCAUCCUUCACAGGUGAGCUACUGAGUCCAGUUUGGGCCUCCAGCACACAAAGAGUUCAGUGGAGGCCAUCAAGGUGAUUGGGGCUGGGGCACGGUGCUGCCUCAGGGGAGAGGCUGGAGGAGCAGGGCUUGUUCAGCCAGGAGAAGGGGAGCAGACUUGCAGGGGCUUUCAGGUCACUGAGGAGAUGGAGCCAGCUCUUUGCAGGGGUGGGAAGAUGAGAACCAAUGGGCAGAAGUUGAAAUUAGAAGUCCAGGCUGGGUAUAAGGAGAAGUUUUAUCCCCACAAGGACAGUCACCCUCUCCUCACAGCUGACCCUGCUUUGGGCAGAAGGUUGAACUAGAUGAAGGGCUGAGGUCCCUUCCAGCCAGGGAACCUGUGCAUAAUGUCACUUGUUACUGAGUUCAUCUCAGUUAUGGGAGCCGUGUUUGAGGAAUGUUUUACAAAUCCCAGCACUAUUCACUAUCUCAGCAACUGCCUCAGGUUCCCCUAGGUGUUCCACAUGAAGAAACAAUUGUUCUAUUCAGUGAUGGAGGAUUAAUCAGAGUAUGUGUGCCCACGUCCCCAAAGCACACUUUGUGUAUGUGACAGGAGCACAGCACACAGGUGAGCCCCAGGUGUGAGCAGCACUGCCUGGAGUGAGCACAGCAAAGACUGCUCAUUCCCUGCUGACUGACAAGCUGGAGUGAAUGCUUCUCCACUUAUACAACCAUUGGAUGAUCAACUAGCAAAUUGGAAAAGGGAAGAAGAUGUAGUGAGAAGAUAUGUUCAGACUGAAGUAUUUAUUUAGAUUUGUGGUAGGAGACAAAAUUUCCUGAAUUAGUUCAAAGAUUCACUCCAUUAAUGGAAGUUGCUGCAGCGUGGCAGAAGAUUGUGUUCUGGGAUGCUGCACCCAUAUGGGGAAAUUGUAUUUCAGUGGGUAAGUAUUGAGCUGGGCUUGCAGCUCGAAAUCCAUGAAAUCUGUCUGAAGAAUGUGCCAUGGAAAAUUGUUUUUGAAUAGGGGAAGGUAGAUAGUUGCUAGAGAAGGAGCUGUAAGCUCACACCCCACAUCCUCUGGCACCACUUCCCUAUGGGGAACAGCAGAAGGGAGGCAGUUUCACUCUCAUGGAAAGUUUUGAAAAUUUGAUGUAAUUCACACAGACACUGAAAGUUGUGCAGACAUAGGCAAGGCUGGCCUAACUGUAAUGCUUAGCAAGGAGUCCUUAAAAACAAUGGAGGUAAUAAAAUGGUGUGUAUAGAUAAAGUAGAGUCAUAAAAUUACCUGAGAAAACCCCUUCAUGGAGGAAACAUGGAAAGUGUGCUUUGGUUUUGUGUAGACUAAGGUACACUGUCCUAAGUGUGACCCCUGAAUGUGCAGGAAACAACUGAGUAUUUAAAGGCAGGUGUAAGGAAAAGAGACUCAGAGUCACCAAUAAAGAGAUGCACUUAAGUUCUACUGAAGUUGUUCUAACAGUGCUGUGUGUUUUGGAGUAAAAACACCAAAGGUUUUAGAUUCAGAACUCAAGUUACUUCUAUACUUCAAUAUUCUGUUCUUCAUUUUGGCCCAAAAAUUUGUUCUAAACCUUUUCCCUAUUCACAUGCCACCUUUUCCUUAUGCUCCACACUGGGACAUCUUCAGUGUAGUGAAAUGAUGUCCAGGAGUGCAGGACACCAGGGUUUAGGCCCAGUCACCUGCUAAUUGCUAUUUUGCUCUUUUUUUGCUGUAGUUUUGUCUUUGCAGCUGCAGCUGUGGCUGAGGAUCUCAGGGGUGGUGAGUCAGGGGUGUCAGCAAUCACUUCUGCCUGGGCCAACGUGCAGCCAGGCACACCAGACUCUGCCUAUUGAUAGUGAGAUGGCUUUGGUCCUCCCUCAUUUCCUCAUCCCUGGGAAUUUUGGACAGGGUGACUGAUGAGGGAAUUCUGUUCUUUCUGCAUGUCUGGGUUCAGCCUCACUGCCAGCGAGCAGACAGGAAGGAACGGAUUUACUGGCACGUCUCUGCACAUUUCCCACUCUCCUUAACUUUCAUUUUCACCCUCAGAAGGUCUGACUGGGAAAUUUUCCACCCUGCCCUGCCAUCAUUUGACAUUCAAUCUUCCACUGGAGAGUAGGACAUGGCAAACAAAACGUUACACUUUCCACACUCAGCUGCUGCUUUAACAUACCUUAAAUCUGCAGAAACUAAAAAAGAGUCCAGACAGGGCUGGGACCCUACUUUUAUUUGCAGAUUUUCAAGAGCCUUCUUUUAUGUUGCUUUUGAUUCACUUGUUAUCCCCACUUUGUCACGAACAUUUUGAAAUAAUAAAGAAGCCCAUGAAGAAGGGGGCUACAGUUAAUGGUGAAUAUUUUAAAGUCCUUAAAGGAAUAGUCAGCAGUCAGAACACAAACCAAAAGAAAACCCAGAGUUGUCAUCUUGCAAAGUUUGGGGGAAGAUUCAAACCAACCAAAUUUUCUUUGGGAAAUGAAAAACCAAAGCAGUGUAAAAGAAGGUGACUGAGGGGAGUCAGUGGGGGGAGAUGGUUGGGAACAGCAAUAGUUACUGUUGUUAUUAAUUGCAUCUUUGCCAGAAACCACUGGACCUGAGGGAAGUCCUAACAAAUCUGAGAUGCCCAGUGUUCAGAGGGGCUGCAGUACUGUAUUUAUUGUGCUGUCACAUGCACAUCUCAGACAAUAGUUACAUCAGGUAGGAAAAGGGAGUUAGAAAGAGCUCACUAAUAACCUAUGAAAAGUUGGGAGAGCUGAACAUUUCUUUGGGUUCCAUGGAGUUGGGAGGAUCAGCCCUCAUUGUCAUGAACUUUGCCUCAGUGUAGUUGUUCUUUGGAGACUCAAAAUGCCCUGAUCUCAGAGGAGGACCCUGACAAACAAAGUUUGAUUUGCAAGUGUUUUCAGGAAUAUGACUUCUUGAGCUCAUGCAGAAUCUUGCAGAUAUUAUGUAAAUUGUAAUAUCAGACAAAAUAUGAUUCACUUAGAAGGAAAUUGCAGUGGGCUGAUUGUUGAGGCUGCAGACCAUCAGACACUCAGAAAGAAAACAAGAUUUAACUCAAGAUGACAGCAUUGAAUAGGUCAAAGUCUGCCCUGAAAGGGCACCUCUUUCAUCAAAUUUAAUGCCAGAUAAGGAAACAGUUUUUGCACUCUGUUGUGGCAGAGGAAGAAGUGUCUGUUCAAAAGUAGGAAAUAUGGGCAGAAUUGGUUUUCUGAAGGAAAAACCUUCCAAGCACUGUAGAAUAUCUGUAAAAGGAGCGCCCAGUGAGCUUGUUUAGUUAAUCUCUGAGGAAUGAAUGGUUCUCUCUUGUUCUUACUGUACAGAGGGAGUUUUAUUAUUGAUUUCAAGUGAAUAAAAGAUCAGGUCCUGUUUGAGCAACUGGAGUGAUUGAGCAGUUCCCUGAAUGGCUGUACCUCAGCCAAUCCUUUAACAAUUCUCCUAAGGAAAGAUGUUUCUCCUCCUGUGGUUAUCCCAAAUCUGAUUUUCCAUAUCCAAUCCCUACAUGACCUUUCCUAGAUUUCAGCAGUCCCAAGCACAGGGAGAUAAGGAGGGUGAAUACUGAAGGCUUAGAACCCACUGAAUUCAAAUAAACUUCUACUAAAGUACAUUGUUCCUUCCAGUACUAGACAUUAAGAUUCCCUAUGGUCUAUAGAAGAAAGAAGUUAAUAAGAAAGUGAAGGAUGCAAAGAGAAUUUUUUAAAGCCCUGUUACAAAGAAGAAUGUAAAGGCAGAAUUUUCUGGAAUGGCAUUGAGUGGCACAGCUCUCACACAUUGUUUCUGCCAUUGUUUCUAAUUAUAGCUGAUGACUGAAGUAUUUUAACUGAAGAGAUUCACCUGCUAAUUCUGGUGAGAGGAAAGAAAAACCCAACUGUGAAGAUUCAUGAGCAGUGGAUGCUAAGCAGCACAGGCUUGAUGAAGCCAAGCAGAUGAAUGCUCAGAAAACUCAGCUCUGUUUAUCAAGAGAUUCCUCUCUAGCAGUCCUGGAUGGGAUGCAUACAGGGGAUCUCGUGCAUGAACACGUGUUUUGCCUCUAGAAGUGCUUUACACAAUCAUCUACAGUUCAUUUUCAAAUAGAGAAGCUAGACACAGAGAGAAGAAAACACCUUGCCCCAGCUUGCCCAGUAAAAGACUGACAGACAGAUGAGAAAAGAACACACAUUUCCUCAUUUCUCUGGCUGCCUUAUGCCUCAUUUCUGUAGAUCUUUGGUCAGCAACUGUAAAUCUUUCCCUAGUUAUCGAUAUACCUCAUUUGACUCAUAUUAGUCAGCAGAUUUAUUAUUCAUCUUUAAUUUGUAAACAGCUUCUUUGAAAUAGCCAUACAUAAUAUCAAGAAAGAGAUAAGGCACUCUCUGGUACCACACUCAUGGCUGCAGCUGCGUGCCAGCCCUGUCCCAAGGGGGUUCUGCCUUCCAGACUGCAGGGAGAAGCCUAAUUUUGUGAAAGGUCUGUGUCCACAUGUUGCCUGACGUGGAAAAUCAGCUCAACAGUCCCAUCUUCUUCAUCCAGCUGUCCCCCUGGUAUUCCCAAAUACAGCAUGCUGGGAAUGCUUUGUACUUCAGAAAGUUGCAGUUUCCUUGCAGUAUUCCCAGUACUUUGGAAAAGUACCAAGGGACAGAUCUCACAGGCAGCAACAGGCAAACAGCAGCUCUGGAGAGCAAGAAUUACUCUAUUGAGAAAGAUCUUUUAAAACUUGAUCAAAAGCAAAGAAAUAUAUGUAUGUGAAACUUAAAAUUCCUGUCCUUAGUUACAAGCACGUGGUUAAAUGCUUUCCUGGCCUGUACUGUAAAGCUCUACAGCUCUGUAACAUUUCUCUUGAAGUCGCUCACUCGUUUCCUACAGCCACAGGUGGUGUACAGGAGGGUACCUGGGGACUGUCCACGCAGGGAUAAAAGCUGUAAGAAGCCCUUCAGCAUUUGUUUCUUUUAAUUUUCACCCAGUGUGCAAGGCUGCAAACAGUGUUCAGUGGGAUACCCUGCCCUUUCCAGGGGCACGAGCAGGAUCAAGGCUGCAGCACACCGAGGCAAGGAAGGGAUGCUGACAGCACAGGAGCUGCUUCCCUCCCUCACACAUCAUGUAACACUGCUCAUCCAGCAGUCACACACCCUUCACUUCUCCAAGCAACUCAGAAUCUGGGAAACCCCUAAUUUCAAUAUCCAUGUCCAGCCUUGCUGUCCUGCACUAUAAAAUGCUCUUGCCUUGCAGGAGGGAUACAGAGCCUGAGAGGUGGAAGGCAAGAAACUCUGACAGGGAGGAGCCUCUCCUGGCAGGGCUGGGACACCUCUCACAACAGCAGGGUAACGCUGGCAGUGCUCUCCACAGAGCCCCGUGUGCAGGACACAAAGCACCCGCCUGCUCGGAGUGCCACUGAAGGCAAAUAAGUGUUCCACAUCACACAAAACAAGGUUUCAGCACAGUGAAGCAAAACCACAAGAAGAGCAUACACAAUGCUGUGCCCCUGGCAGUUUGUGUUCAAACCUCACGGCGCCAGGAGCCGCUACCCCAAAGAGAAGGACAUCAACAACAACGUGGAGAAAAAUAGGAAGAUCCAUGGCUCAGAAAAGGAUGAUGCCAAAUUGCAGAGUCCAAGCAAGAAGCAGAUGGAGAGGCCACCUACCAUAACUUCAGCAAAGCCCAGGGAGGGAGGAGAGAAUCUUCCUUCAAAUGACAUCAAAGUUCCAAACCAAAUAUCAGGAUGUCCAAGACAUGUAAGAAUAAAAAACUUAGAAAAUGGAUCCAGUUUUCUUGACACACUACACCUGACUGCAAGAGAGGUUGUCAAUUGCCGGACCAAAGCCUGCCAAGGGUCACUCAUGGCCCCAAAGAGCCUGGUGAGAGGUACCAGAGAUGGGCCAGUUCCACAAGAAGAUCUUUUACCUCAGGCAAUAGACUUCCUCAAGCAGUACUACAGUUCAUUUAAAGAGCCAAAAGUCAAAGAGCAUCUGGGCCGGCUGGAAGCAGUGGCCAAGGAGAUAGAAAGCACAGGAACCUACCAGCUGACCAGGGAUGAGCUGACCUUCGCUGCCAAGCAGGCCUGGAGGAACGCGCCCCGCUGCAUCGGGAGGAUCCAGUGGUCCAACCUGCAGGUGUUUGAUGCACGGGACUGUAAAACAGCCAAGGAAAUGUUUGAGCGUAUCUGUUGUCAUAUUCAGUAUGCCACAAACAAUGGUAACAUAAGGUCGGCCAUCACCGUGUUCCCGCAGAGGACGGACGGGCAGCACGAUUUCCGUGUGUGGAACACCCAGCUCAUCCGCUACGCUGGCUACCAGAUGCCAGACGGCUCCGUCCUUGGGGACCCUGCCACUGUGGAGUUCACACAGUUGUGCAUCGAGCUUGGGUGGAAGCCGAAAUAUGGACGCUUUGAUGUACUUCCACUUGUUCUCCAAGCAAAUGGCCAAGACCCAGAAAUAUUUGAAUUACCUCCAGAAAUUGUCCUCCAAGUGCCAAUGGAGCAUCCAAAGUACGAGUGGUUUAAGGAGCUGGACCUGCAGUGGUAUGCCCUGCCUGCCGUGGCCAGCAUGCUGCUGGAGGUGGGAGGGCUGGAGUUCACUGCCUGUCCUUUCAAUGGCUGGUACAUGGGCACCGAGAUCGGCGUGCGCGACUUCUGUGACACCCAGCGCUACAACAUCCUGAAGGAGGUAGGGAGGAGAAUGGGACUGGAAACAAACAAGCUGUCAUCCCUGUGGAAGGACCGAGCUGUUGUAGAGAUCAACGUGGCUGUGCUUCACAGCUUCCAGAAACAGAAUGUGACCAUCAUGGAUCACCACUCUGCCUCCGAGUCCUUCCUGAAGUACAUGCAGGGCGAGUACCGCGCGCGCGGCGGCUGCCCCGCAGACUGGGUCUGGAUCGUGCCUCCCAUGUCAGGCAGCAUAACCCCUGUGUUCCACCAGGAGAUGCUGAACUAUGUCCUCACUCCCUUCUAUUACUACCAGGUGGAUCCAUGGAAAACACAUGUGUGGCGUGAUGAGACCCGGAGGCCAAGAAAAAAAGAAAUAAAGUUUAGCAUCUUGGCAAAGGCUGUGCUCUUUGCAUCCUCACUCAUGCGAGGAGCAGUGGCCACCAGGACCAAGGUCACCGUGAUCUACGCCACCGAGACGGGCAAGUCAGAGACGCUGGCCCACAAGCUGUGCAGCCUCUUCAGCUGUGCCUUCAGCACUAAGAUUCUAUGCAUGGAUGAGUACAAUAUUUGUGACCUGGAAAAAGAAACACUUCUUUUAGUGGUUACUAGCACUUUUGGAAAUGGAGAUUCUCCGGGUAACGGAAAGACCUUCAAGGACUCCUUGCUCAGACUGAAACUGCUGAGAAAUAAAAUUAGAUACGCUGUGUUUGGCCUGGGCUCCAGCAUGUACCCAGAGUUCUGUGCCUUUGCUCAUGCCAUCGACCAGAAAUUGGCCCAGCUCGGGGCUUCCCAGCUCGCCCCAGUGGGUGAGGGGGAUGAACUCAACGGGCAGGAAGGAGCUUUCCACAGCUGGGCAGUCAGUGCUUUCCAGACUGCCUGUGACAUUUUUAACGUCCGUGGGAGACACAGUAUUCAGUUACCUGAGAUCUACACCUCUGAGGAAAGCUGGGACCCUGCCAGUUACAGGCUGGUGUAUGACUCCCAGCCCAUGGACCUGGCUAAAGCUCUUGCAAGCAUUCAUGCCAAGGAUGUAAUUCCCAUGAAGCUGAAAUUCAGGCAGAAUCUUCAAAGUUUGAAGUCCAGUCGUGUAACCAUUCUGGUUAAACUCCAGUGUGAGACUAAUCAGGAAGUGCACUACCUUCCUGGGGAGCACGUCGGGGUUUUCCCAGGCAACCAGGCAAAGUUAGUGCAUGGCAUUAUUGCACGUGUCAAGGAUGCCCCUCCAGCUGAUCAGACUGUCAGGCUUGAAACCUGCACUGAUGGUGGAUACUGGACAAGUCACAAAAAGAUUCCAGCCUGCACACUACCCGAGGCUUUGACAUACUUGCUUGAUAUCACUACUCCACCCUCCCAACAGCUGCUGAAAAAACUCUCCCAGCUGGUGACAGCAGAGGGAGACAAGCAGAGGCUGGAGGUGUUGUGUCAGAGCACAGAAGAAUACAACAAAUGGAAGUUUUACAACAGCCCCAACAUCCUGGAGGUGCUGGAGGAGUUUCCCUCUGCUGAGGUCUCCACAGCUUUCCUGCUGACCCAGCUGCCGUUUCUGAAGCCCAGGUACUAUUCUGUCAGCUCCUCCUGUGACAUGACAGCCAGAGAGAUUCACCUGACAGUUGCAGUUGUAAACUACAGGACAAGAGAUGGAGAAGGGCCUUUGCACCAUGGAGUCUGCAGCACGUGGCUGAACACAAUAGAGCUCAAUGAAACCGUUCCCUGCUUCAUCCGCAGUACUAAUGAGUUCCACCUCCCCGAGGAGCCAGCCACGCCCUGCAUUCUGAUCGGCGCGGGCACGGGCAUCGCUCCCUUCAGGAGCUUCUGGCUGCAGCGCCUGUACGAGCUGGAGCACAGAGGGCUCCGAGCAGGGGACAUGACCUUGGUGUUCGGCUGCCGGCAGCCAGAGCUGGAUCACAUCUACAGAGAGGAAACUGAGGACAUGAAGAGGAAGGGAGUCCUGAGAGACAUCUACACAGCUUACUCCAGACUGCCUGGCCAAGAGAAAGUCUAUGUCCAGGACAUCCUGCAGAGGCAGCUGGAGGCCCGUGUGUGCGAGGUGGUGCACGGGCAGCAGGGCCACGUGUUCGUGUGCGGGGACGUGCGCAUGGCGCGGGACGUGGCGCAGGCACUGCGGGCGCUGCUGGCACGGGCCCUGCACCUCAGCCAGCAGCAGGCAGAGGAGUACUUCCAGCAGCUCAAGAGCCAAAAGCGAUACCAUGAGGAUAUAUUUGGGGCAGCGUUCCCACCCGAAGUCAAAAGAUCUUUGCAACCCACCAGCUGAAGAACAAAUCCGCUUGUGUUUUAGUCAAUACUCGCACCUUUGUUGUUAUUUUCAAAAAACAAGGAGUCAAAUCCUCCUUCUUAUACUUGUUUAAUCGUACAUGUGUAUAGGAUUGCAGGAUUUGACUCAUAAACCUCAGCCUUAAUUAAGUAAAAUAUUAAAUAUAAGUUUUGUUGCUAUUUAUUCUGACAUGCUUUUAAUACCUUAUCUUAAUAGUGAAAGUGCAAAUUAUUUUUAAUACUGUCUAUGCUAGUAUAAAUCUGGUGGGUUUUGUACAUACAAGGAAAAUGUUUUGCACUAAGUUAACUAGAGCUGAAAUCUUUUAUUUGAUGCACUGUUUAUCCUUGUGACCUUAUUUAUAUCAGAUUGGUUUACUUGCAUAUUAUCCUCACUUGAAGGCAAGUGAAUGGAUGGUUGUGUUUCUGGGAGUUGUCUGGCCAUGUGCCUGGAUCUGGAGCAGUGUUUGCAAAUGAGAUAACAAUGUGCUGGUCCCCGAGUGGCAGCACCUGCUGCAUCCACCUCAGAUGUGCUCAGCAGGCAGCAGUGAAUUCUGCUUUGUGGGACUCGGGUACAUGAACCUCAGCUCUUGUUACAGAGCCUGUAGCUGGAAGAUUCCAAAAAUUCCAAAGCACUUUCUACAUUUGGUUUCUGUGCUCUGGUUCACUUGAUUUGUUUGUAAUAAAAUCUGCCUUUAUACUGGGACAAAGUGUGUGGGUCAGUGAACCUCUUCUCGCUCCUGGCUCCAGCCUGCAGAGGCAGAGGUUGUGCUGAGGGGGGUUUGGGCUCCAGCCAACGCUCCUCCUGAGCUAAGGGCAUCUCCAGGAGCUGCAGUCUGUCUGGGAUCAGUUUUGUAUUUUUGGUACUGCCAGGCAAGUGUGAGUUAGUGCCAGGGAGU